Lepus europaeus (European hare) is the source of this 1902-nucleotide messenger RNA. It is a transcript of the gene ANKK1, whose product is annotated as ankyrin repeat and kinase domain containing 1. Gene Ontology annotation, molecular function: transmembrane transporter binding; cytoskeletal adaptor activity; spectrin binding. Gene Ontology annotation, cellular component: plasma membrane; neuron projection. Lineage: Eukaryota; Metazoa; Chordata; Mammalia; Lagomorpha; Leporidae. The record is from RefSeq and is a predicted model, not a curated record. Gene Ontology annotation, biological process: protein localization to plasma membrane.
AUGAUCCUGCAGGGAAAGGUUUGCUGUGGAAAUCCCAAGUUUGCAGCCUUCUGGGGGUCACUCUUCCAUCUCUCGCUCUCAUGUGCCCGGGGCUCUGUGGUGAAUCACCUCGUUGGAGUAGCAGCCAGCACGGGGAAGAUGGAGUUUCAGUAUAUCCUGUCCACCUGGGGCUACCCCAGCAGCCCGGUCAUAGUGAUGGGGAUCAUGCAGGAGAAGGUGCCACCCACACCCAGCCUCAGUUGGCAGCUCAGCUUCCCUACCCUCCAUGAGACCAGCUUAGCCAUGAACUUCCUCCACGGCCUCCAGCCACCCCUGCUCCCCCUGGACCUCACCCUCCUGGGCAGCAGUGUGCUUCGCAAGGUAGAGAGACAGUCAGGACAGCUGGGACACCUCACCCAGCUGGAGGGCACAGGCCUGUGGCGUGGGGUCAUGCCUGCCCUUGACCUGGGAGACUCAGCUGCUCAAAUCGGAACCUCAGGUGAGGCCCAGCACCUGGUGGACCUGAUGAGAUGCUACAGGGGCCAGGACCCCAAGAAGAGGCCCUGCUUCCCAGAGCCCACCCAGCCUCCCUGCCUGGGGCCCAGGGAGCUAAUCCUUGCUGUCCCUGCACCUUCGGGCCACCCACCCAUGCCUCCUGGCCUGCGUGCUCCUCCAGACUGCGGGGAUUACCGGAAACAGGUCCUACAGCUCGCAGACAGCGAGCGCUCGGUCUUAAGCAGUGAGGAGCUGAGCAUCUACUGGAACCAGGUCUGUCCCCUCCACUCCCCGCUGGCCCAGGGAGUCCGCUAUGGAGGAGGAGGAGAGCCUCACCCCACUGCACUUCGAGGCCCAGGAUGGGGACGACCAUACCUCCUGCCUCUCAUGGAACACGAGGACCGGACCCUAUGGCACCUGACUACAUGCAACUUGGGGAACGUGGCACAGCUUCUGGUUUCCCGACCAGCAGACCCCCAGCUUGUGUGUGAGAUGGAGGGCAAGAUGGCUGCCUGCUUCACUCAUGUCAGCCUUGUCAAGCUGCAGGCUGGCCGGGGAGCUGAGCCGAAUGUUCCGCAGAGACACCUGAGGAGGCCAUGCACCUGGCGGUGGUGUGCGGCGAGGGCCAUCCCACACCUGCUAAAAAGUGGGGUGACCUGCUCCUCUGGACCCACUGCACUCUGCAGCUGCUGGGGCAAGUACCUUAUGUGCAAGAUGCGUCGCAGGUGUGAGGCCAGCCGCAAGCUGCCCAUCCAGAAGGACUUGAUGUCCCGUUAUCUAACAGCCUACAAGGGCCCCCUGGAGGUCGUGCACCUGCUAGCUAAGAGCCACAUAGACUUGGGUCCUCUUGAGCUGAACUGGACACUGCUGCACCUGGCUACCUGCCCCGGGAAGGAAGAGGGCACUGCACUGCUGUAGUGUGGAGCCGAUGCCAGUGCUGCUGAGGAGGCCGGCUGCACACCACUCCACCCGCCCGUCGGGGGAGGGGGCACCUUCCUGAGUGCCUUCAACCUCCUGGAGCACUGUGUAGGCGUCUGGGCCUGCAACAAGGUGGGCUGGACCCCUGCCCACCUGGUUGCCUUCAAGGGGACCACAGCCAACCUCCAACCUGCAGCUGCCAAGGGAAGCCAGGAGUGCGUCGGCGAGCAGCACCGGCUGGGUUGUGUCCUAGGACAGCAGUUCCAAGCCCUCCAGCAUGGGUCUCCAGACUCCAAAGAUGACCUGCCCCUGCCCCCCAGCUUCCGCUUCACACAAGCUGGGUGUGGCACAGCCAGCGACACCUGUUGCCAGGAGAGCACCCUCAGAUUCCUGAAGCUCCACUCGCUGCAUCCCGACCCCACUCCCCUGCACUCCUGUGCUGGGGCAGCAACCAUCGCUCGCCUGCAUGCCUACAGCGCGACAGUCAAGAAAGACUUGAAGCCCGCGUGA